AUGGACGGAUCGCGGGGUACAGCCCCUGGGGGCGAUGACCUUCGUGGCGACCGUCGCGACUCUUAUCAAGGGGAGGAUAGGGAGGACAGCCACCUGCUGGGCGCCCUCGAGGAUGGUAAUCAUCAGCAGAGCCAGGGCCAUGGAGGAGGCUCUGGAUUCUAUCAUCACAACGUCAACAGCAGUAGCGCAAGUGUUCUUGAGGGAGUUGAAAUGGCACAUGAUGAGCUAUUUGCUGGCCCCGUGGCAGAAUCCGUCCCGACAAGUGUUUCUGCAUUUAGUCAUCGACAUGGACGCGCUGAGUCUGUGGCCAGCUUUUCUUUCUACCACGAGCAAGACGAUCAACGCGAAGAACUUGAAGCUCCCCCCGGCUCGCUUGGGGCUCGCCUAUCAAUAGACGAUCUCGACGAACUACCAUUCGAGGAAGAAGGGCUUUCAGAAAGUGAAAUGCCAGAACAGCUCGACACCUUCGGCAUCGACCUCGAAUGGGGUUCCAUGAACAACGGAUAUCCUCUCAUUCGCAGGUCCUCGACUCACUCCCAGUUUUCGGCUCACCACCGACUGCUAAGGAGGGAGAGCGGCGUAUCUGCUGCUAGUGGCUAUACCGGGGGAAGAUCUUCUCAAAAGAUGCGCCUGGAUAACGACGACCUCACAAUCGCCAUUUCGGGCUUCAUCACCAACCGCAUCGGAUUUGCCAUCUACAUCGUUUUGUGUGUUCUCACUGGAGGCAUUGCUUGGCUUUUCCUGCGUUGGUAUCCUAAAUACUACGUUAAACUGGUCGGUUGCGCGACACCCUUCCGCGAUUGUCAGUGGGUAGUUAUCGAGGACCAUUUCAACAAAAUGACCAUCCUGUCCAUUAGGGUGAAGCCUUACAAUAGGCCUCUGUCCACUGUCUUCGGCACUCCUUCAAGGGCUACUUCCUGGCCUCUGGCUCAGGACCCAGAUCCGGUGCUGCGGGAGCUUCGUAGUAUCACCUAUUGCUACUACAAGUUCUACUACCAUCCAGUUCUCGACAAAUUCUUCUGCUGCAAUGGAUGGAAAGAUCCGCAGUGGAACAGUAUGCAAAACGCUCGGUCCGGGCUUCAUGGUGAUGAGAAAGCACACCGUGAGGCUGUUUUUGGGCCGAACUCAAUCGAUGUUGAUGAACAGUCAAUACUUCAACUCCUUGUCAGUGAGAUCCUUACGCCUUUUUAUGCCUUCCAAGUCUUCAGCCUCAUCCUAUGGCUUUGUGAUGAGUACUAUUAUUAUGCCGCUGCCAUACUCCUGAUUUCGGCAGGCAGUAUCAUCACAAGUCUCCUGGAGACCAAGGAGACAAGGAGGCGUCUUCGUGAGAUGUCUCGUUUCGAAUGCGAAGUGAGGGUUUUCAGGGGUGGAUUCUGGCGGACUUUCCCAUCUAGCGAUCUGGUCCCUGGAGAUGUGUAUGAAGUCAGCGACCCAAGCCUGACACAGAUUCCAGCAGACAGUCUCCUUCUGACGGGCGACUGUAUUGUCAACGAGAGCAUGUUGACGGGAGAAUCUGUGGCGGUGUCCAAAACCCCGGCGACGAACGAGACACUAGCAAAGCUGAAUCCUGCUGCUUCGACAUUCUCACACGAUGUCGACAAACACUUCCUGUAUUGUGGGACGAAGCUUAUCCGUGCUAGGCAGCGCCUAGCGGAUACCGACGAAGCGGCAGCGGUUGCGCUCGUUGUUCGGACUGGCUUCAACACGACCAGAGGCGCCCUUGUCCGAUCCAUGCUGGUUCCGAAGCCAUCGAAGUUCAAGUUUUAUGAGGAUUCAUUCAGGUACCUCAAAGUCAUGGGUUGCCUGGCAGGGUUGGCAUUCAUUGUGUCCCUGGUCAACUUCAUUCGGCUCAAGCUCCACUGGACUCUGAUCCUGCUCCGUGCGUUGGACCUUCUUACUAUUGUGGUCCCGCCGGCUCUGCCCGCAACUCUGACCAUCGGCACCAGCUUCGCCGUUCAGAGACUUAAGGGCAAGAAAAUCUUUUGCACCAGUCCUCAGAGGGUCAAUGUCGGUGGCAAGAUUGACCUAAUGUGUUUCGACAAGACUGGAACCCUGACGGAAGAGGGUCUUGACGUUCUUGGUAUCCGUGUUGCCUCGCGAGUCAGCAAUCGCUUCACGGAGCUUCUCACGAAUGUCGACGAUCUCACCUGGAGCUGUGAUUCGGUUUCCAAUGGUGAUGAAGUCAAGCCGGCGGAUCAUGUCGACGGCAGCAGCCUCAAGAAAGACAAGACAAAGCCACUCGAUCCAUACCGAGCUGCUCUAUAUGUGAUGGCAAGUUGCCAUUCCCUUCGUAUCGUGGAUGGAGUGGCCGUCGGGGAUCCCCUGGAGGUCAAAAUGUUUGAGUUUACAGGCUGGUCUUACGAGGAAGGAUUCAUAGCAGGGGAGGUCAUCAGCACGGAGGGUCGAGGGGAUAUUUCGCCUUCGAUUGCCAGGCCUCCUCGGUAUAUGACUUCCCAAGAGAUGAGCAUCGGAGAGGCACCUCCAGCGGUCGGUGUUCUUCGGGCGUUCGACUUUAACCCCCUGCUUCGUCGAUCGAGUGUCAUUGCAAGAGUCGUUGGCAACAGCGGUGGAUAUGCCCUUGUCAAAGGAUCGCCCGAAUGCAUGCCUGAGAUCUGCAGGCCGGAAACAUUGCCCUCCGACUUCGACGAGCUCUUGUCAUACUAUACCCAUGCUGGAUACCGCGUGAUUGCAUGCGCUACCAAACGUAUUCCCAAGCUCAACUUGGUCUCGGUCAAUAGAAUGACAAGAGACGAGGUUGAGUCAGGACUCGACUUCGUCGGCUUCAUUAUCUUCGAAAACAAGCUGAAGCCAACAACAACUUCAGUUAUUAAGGAGCUGCUGUCUUCCAACAUUGGAACGGUGAUGAUCACUGGCGACAACAUACGGACUGCCGUCAGUGUGGCUCGCCAAUGUGGAAUCAUCGAAGAACAUGCUCAUUGUUACAUGCCGCGCUUUAUCGAAGGCAAUGCCGACGACUGCAACGCGAAGCUUCGAUGGGAGAGCAUCAACAACCCAGCCUUGGAGCUGGAUCCUUGGACUCUGCUUCCUAUGCCGGUCCCACCACAAACGGAUGCUUCUCUCCCUUAUGACGUGUCCAACAUACGCAACUACGCUAUCGCUGUCACUGGCGACGUCUUCCGCUGGAUUGUCGAUCAUGCCCCUACUGAUGUGCUCCAUCGCAUGCUGGUAUUGGGCAAGGUUUACGCACGCAUGUCACCGGACGAGAAGCAAGAGCUGGUUAAGAAGUUCCAGAGCAUCGACUACUCGUGCGGUUUCUGCGGCGACGGGGCGAAUGACUGCGCUGCGCUUAAAGCGGCCGAUGUCGGCAUCUCGCUCUCCGAAGCCGAGGCCUCGGUCGCAGCCCCCUUCACGUCUCAGAUUUUCGACAUCCGCUGCGUGCCCGAAGUCAUCCGCGAGGGUCGCGCUUCGCUGGUCACUAGUUUCUCCUGUUUCAAGUACAUGAGCCUGUACUCGUUCAUCCAGUUCACCUCGGUGAGCUUCUUGUACGUGUCGGCUUCCAACCUGGGAGACUUUCAGUUCCUCUACAUCGACCUGAUGCUGAUCCUGCCCAUUGCCGUCUUCAUGAGCUGGGCCGGUCCACACUCGAAGCUAUGUGCAAAGCGGCCCGUCUCCGACCUUGUCUCGCGCAAGGUUCUGGUGCCGCUGCUUAGUCACGUCUUCGUCUGUGUUAUGAUCCAGGCCCUGGCUUGGGUCGCGGUGCGGCAGCAGCCGUGGUAUAUCCCGCCGAUCGUCGACACGGAGAAGUCAAACAUCGAGAAUUCGGAGAACACUACGCUGUUCUUCGCGUCUUGCUUCGAGUACAUCCUCUCGGGCGUCGUGCUCAAUGCUGGACGACCAUUCCGACAGUCGCCGCUGGAAACCUGGCCAUUCCUAUCUGCCGUUGCCGUCACCCUCAUCGCCACGCUGCUGAUGCUGCUCGUCCCUCCUUACUGGCUCUUCGAGUUCAUGCAGCUCACCUGGAUGAGUUGGACCUUCAAGAUCACGCUGAUUGCUUUCGGGUUCGUCUAUUUCUUGAUUGCCUGGACAGGCGAGCAUUAUCUGUUCUUGUGGCUGGCACGUUUCCUGGGCCGUAUGCGGCAGCGACUGUUCAAACAACCAAAGCAAAGAAAGCUGUACAAGAUUGUGAAGGAGAAAUUAGUUUUCUGA
Thermochaetoides thermophila DSM 1495 is the source of this 4167-nucleotide messenger RNA. RefSeq names its product cation-transporting ATPase-like protein. Bases 1 to 4167 code for a protein of 1388 amino acids. The transcript is spliced from 8 exons. Lineage: Eukaryota; Fungi; Ascomycota; Sordariomycetes; Sordariales; Chaetomiaceae. Gene Ontology annotation, cellular component: membrane. The record is from RefSeq and is a predicted model, not a curated record. Gene Ontology annotation, biological process: intracellular calcium ion homeostasis. Gene Ontology annotation, molecular function: ATP hydrolysis activity; P-type ion transporter activity; ATP binding.